Tympanuchus pallidicinctus (lesser prairie-chicken) is the source of this 6259-nucleotide messenger RNA. RefSeq names its product poly(ADP-ribose) polymerase family member 14 (gene PARP14). The record is from RefSeq and is a predicted model, not a curated record. Gene Ontology annotation, biological process: negative regulation of gene expression. The transcript has 17 exons. Gene Ontology annotation, cellular component: cytoplasm; nucleus. Gene Ontology annotation, molecular function: transcription corepressor activity; NAD+ poly-ADP-ribosyltransferase activity. NCBI's taxonomy places the organism in Eukaryota, Metazoa, Chordata, Aves, Galliformes, Phasianidae. Bases 19 to 5466 code for a protein of 1815 amino acids.
CGCUGACAGAGCGCAGCCAUGGCGGGGCCGCGGCCGGGCUCCUUCCCGCUGCUGGUGCGCGGGGAUUGGGGCACCGCGGAGCCGCCGGCCGCGCUGCGCAAGAAGCUGCUGCUCUACUUCCAGAGCCCGAAGCGCUCGGGCGGCGGCGAGUGCGAGCUGCGGGGGGGACCCGGGCAGCUGCUCGUCUGCUUCGCCCAACCCGACGUGAAGCAACAGGUCCUUGAGAGACAGACUCACGAGCUGGAUUUGGGAAAAAAAGGGAAAUUUAAGUUCAUUGUCACAGAGCUUGAAGCAGCAGCUGAACAGGAAGCACUUGAGGAAAAAAUAGUUCCCACAAAGGCUCUGGAUGCCAUGAGAGGCCUUCAAAGAAAAGGAGGAGCUUUGCAGAAAACAGAGAAUGAUUUUCCAAAGAGUGAACUCCAGGAGAGAUCUCGCUCCAUGGAGAAAGGUGCAGAACAGUCUGCAGAGACUUCACCUUCUGUAGUGCUUGGAAAUGUUGAAGGAUGCAGUGCAAAAUGCAUACAGAUACUGCUAGAGGAUGUCGGCGGUUUAGCUGCGGAUGAUGACUUCACUGUGGAAAUGAUACCGGAGUUAAAUGUUGCUGUAGCUACUUUUCUAAAAAGUAUUGAUACUCAAGAAUUCAUCAACAACCUCGCACAAAACAAAAGAGUGAAAAGAUUCAAAAUAACUGCCAGGCUUCUUGAAGUGACUCGCAGCCUCAAGGCUGAAAACAUACCAGAUAAUGUUUCCACAGACUAUCUCACAGUUUAUUUUGAGAACACACAAAAUGGAGGUGGGCCUUUGUCAGACAUCCAGCUCUUCCCCGAGGAGAACUCGGCCAUCGUUACUUUCUGUGAUCACAAAGAUCUAAGCACUGUCUUGGAAAAGCAGCAUUUACUUCAAGAAACACCGGUUUCUGUGCAUCCAUAUUACCACUCGCUGGGAACAGCUCUGUACGGAAAAGACAGACCAGUUACCAAGAUGCCAGACUCUGUGGUGAUGCCACUAGAUCCCUAUGUCUGGCAGUUUUUACAAAGGCAAGAUAGACUGACUGAAGCCAUAAACCAGGAAAUGGCAAAUUGCCAUUGCUGUCUAAAGUGGCCACAGGCAGACUGUGCUCAACCAGAAAUCACGCUGUGUCCAUCAUCAUCUAUCUCUGAGCAGAAGGAAACAAUGAUUAAGUUGAUCAAGACCUGGAAGCAAGAUGUUUCCACUGAGUUCUCGCGUAUCAUGUCGCGUUACGUAGCUAUAAAGUGUAAAGUAAGUUCAGCUAAGUGGAAAGAAGUGAAGAACAGAUUGGUGAAAGACUCUGAUUUGAUCAUAACUGAUAUUUCUGAGGAGAUGGUGGUGAUAGCAGGUAACAGAGCAGCUGUGGACAGUGCAGAGAAAAAAGUGAGGGAAUGCAUGGAAAAAGCCAUGGAGGAAAGUGAAAGGAAAAAACAAACCAUAGAAAUUUCUGUGUCCAUCACCCCAGGGAAAUAUGCAGUUUUGCAUAAUGCUGGGCUAGAAAAGCAAAUUCAUGAAGAAUAUCCACGCUUAAAGAUCUCUUAUGAUGAGACAAAACAGACUGUUCAGUUGUGUGGAUUAUCUGCAGAAGUUUAUAAAACCAAAGCCAACUUACUGGAAAAGGUAUUGAAUAUGCCUUCGGCAUCAGUUAAUGUUAAUAACAAUGUUUUCCUACACCUACGCUGUGUAAAUAGUAAGACAAUGUCAGAGAUGUUAUUUGCAGCACACAAAAUUAAUGCUUUUUAUGAGCUCAAGGGUGACACUGUGGUGGUAUUUGGAGAGACUUCUAAAGAUCUUUCAGAAGGAGAAAAGCGAUUAAAGGCAAGCCUAGCAUAUAAGAGCAUUGAUGUGAAGGACUCUGAAGUCACUAAAAUGAAAGAGUGGAGUGAUCUGCUUGCCUUCUUGCGUAAGAAGUACCCCUCUUCCCAGGAAACUGUAGUCAUCCAUGAACCUAUUGGAAAUGAAAAUACAGUGAUCGUUACUGGCUUUACUGAGACUGUAGAAGAAGUUUAUCAGAACCUUUAUGAUUUUAUAGAUAGAAACACGCAGGUGGAAAAAGAAAUCCCUGCUAAGUUGGUGGCAGCAGUGGAGUUCAUAGAGAAGGAAAAAUCUGCUGUUUGUGAUGAACUGAGGAACAAGGGUGGGACAGUAUGCUUUCAUACCAAGACACCGUGUAUUUCCCUGUGCGGACCAAAAGCAGAAGUGUCAAAAGCAGCCACUGUGUUGGAAAAAAUUAUCUCAUCCCUUUACUGGAAGGAUGUGUCAAUUGAUAAACCAGGGGCAAAGCAGUUCUUUGUCAACAGGAAAGAUACAUUUAUUUUUGAGGCAAAGCAGAAGUUUAACUGUCUGAUCAGGCUGAAAGAAGAAGAACAGCAGAAGAGUGAAAAUGUUGAUGAUAAUGAGGAACGAAAGCUCCACUACAGGCAAAUCCUACAAGAUGGUGUUGAAGUGCUGGUAUAUAAAGGCAACUUGUGCAAUUACCCAGUUGAUGUUGUGGUGAAUGCAUCAAACGAAGACCUAAAACACAUUGGUGGCCUCGCUUGGGCACUGCUCCAAGCAGCUGGUCCAGAGCUGCAGGCUGAGUGUGAUGAGGUGGUGAAGAAGAGGGGGAGUCUGCAGGCUGGGUGUGCGGUGAUCACAGGAGCGGGGAAGCUCCCCUGCAAACAGGUCAUCCAUGCUGUUGGGCCCCGGUGGAAGAAGAAGAGGGUAGGAAAGUGUGUGUACCUGUUAAGACAGGCCAUUAAAAAGAGCCUGCAGCUGGCUGACAAAUAUAAUCAUCGCUCCAUAGCUUUCCCUUCUGUAAGUGGAGGGAUUUUUGGCUUCCCGCUGCGGAAGUGUGUAAAUGCAAUUGUGUCAGCCAUCAAGAAAACCCUGGAAGAAUUCAGUGGGGGAAGCAGCUUGAAGGAGAUUCAUCUUGUUGCCAUUGAUGAAGAAACAGUUCAGGUUUUGAGUGAGACUGUACAAAGAGUGUUUAGAACUAAGCUAUCCACCUCAGUGCCGCAGCAGGGAUGCUCUACAGAUCACAGGCAGUGGGAGAGUGAGAGCGAGGAGAGAGGAGAGGAUCUUUGCGUGGCUACAGAUGGUGAGAAGAUGAUUACGACAGCAGAAGGACUGUGCAUCCGAGUGGAGGAGAAAGACAUUGUAGAUGCAACAACUGAUGUUAUCGUCAACAGUGUUGGCACAGAUUUGGGGUUUGGUGUGGGGCCUCUCUGCCGUGCCUUGCUGGAAGAGGCUGGACCAGAGCUCCAGGUGGAGUUUGACAAGGAAAAAGGACAACAGGCAGUUGGUAACGGGAGUGUGCUCUGCACGAGUGGAUGCACUCUGGCUUGCAAGUUCGUGUUUCAUGCUGUACUUUCCCAGUGGGACAGAGGAAGUGGGCAGGCCCUGAAGACCCUAGAAAACAUAGUCAAUUUAUGCUUGAUGAAAACUGAAGAACUUGGACUGAAUUCCAUCACUUUUCCAGCUAUUGGAACUGGGGGAUUUAGAUUCCCUAAAACUGUUGUUUCUAAGUUAAUGUUUGAUGAAGUAUUCAAGUUCAGCAGCAGUCACAGUCGGAAGACUCUCCAGGAAGUUCACUUUCUCUUGCACCCGGAUGAUAUGUAUAACAUUCAGGCUUUUACCAAUGAACUAAAACGUAGGGUAACUGGUGAUGUAGCACCUCGGCUAGACUUCAUCAGUCCUGUUUCAACUGAAGCAUUGGGAGUUUAUAAAAUGAAGAUUGGCUCCAUUAUGCUCAAAGUAAUUAGUGGAGAUAUUACCAAGGAAGACACAGAGGUCAUUGUAAAUAUAUCAAACCGAACAUUUGAUGCCACAUCAGGGGUUUUCAAAGCUAUUAUGGAUGCUGCUGGUUCCGAUGUAGAAGAAGAAUGUGAUCAAUAUGCUGGACAGCUUCAAAGUGGUUUUAUUACUACAGAGGGUGGUGCACUGUCAUGCAGUAAAAUCAUCCACUUGAUUCACAGUAUGAAUGUGAAGAAUCAGGUUUCCAAAGUACUUCAUGAGUGUGAGCUAAGGAGCUACAAAUCUGUUGCCUUUCCAGCAAUUGGAACAGGUGCUGCACGACAGAACCCAGCAAAGGUAGCUGAUGAUAUGUUGGAUGCUAUAGUGGAAUUUGCAAGCAGUAGAUCCGUACAGCAUUUGAAAGAAAUUAAAAUAGUAAUCUUCCAGGAACAUAUGCUGAGAGACUUUUAUGAAAGCAUGAAAAGAGAAGAUUUAGCUUUGUUUGAACCGCAAUCGUGGAUGUCUACGCUAAAAUCGUGUUCUUGGGGCCAGAAAAAAUCCAUCAAGAAGGUUUUGGAGAAGAAAGUUGAUAAAGUUACAUUUCAGAUUUGUGGAGAAAGCAAAAGAAAUGUGGAUGCAACUGAGUCCUGGAUAGUAGAUUUGAUUUUAAAGGAACAGUUUGAAAACACGAUUGUAGAUGAGCUAAUUGAAAAUUUUGAUGAGAGACAAAUUGAGGCUUUGGCAGAUCUCCAGAGAGGAAAGCAUGUUACCAUUCAGCUUGAUAAGAGCCAUUCUCCACCUUGCAUUACCAUUUCUGGUAUUAGCAGGGAAGUCUGCUCUGUUUCUGUGGAAGUUCAAAAAAUGAUCAAAAAAAUAAUGACUACUCAAGAAGAGCAAUCCAAGGCAGAACUUGUUUAUAACCUAGUAGAAUGGAGGUAUCAAAGAACUGAUGAUAGCUUUGUUGCUUUUGAUAAACUGACAAAUAUGCAGCUGGAAGAUGCCAAAAUAGACAAAAAAACACAUCUGACCAUCAGAAUUAACAAGAACAACUACAGGGUGGAUCUGAAUACUCUACAGGCUCUUAAUGACCAAGGAAGAACUAUAAACAUUCAACGUGUGCCAAAGAAUGAAGAUAUGCAGUCAAUAGAGUUCCCUGCAAAGUGGGAAGACAUGCAAGGGGAACGAGUCAAACUGGUGGCCCUCACACAGUCGUGUCAGGAGUAUCUCGAAGUUCAGAAGAGAUUUCAGAAAACUGCUCACAGCUUUGUCAUAGAGAAGAUUCAAAGAAUACAAAAUCCCUUCCUCUGGCAGACCUACCAAAUCAAAAAGAAAUCUCUGUGUAUGAAGAACAAACAUAAAGAUAAUGAGAAGCUGUUGUUUCACGGGACAGCUAAAAUCUCAUUGAACGCAAUCAACUACAAUGGAUUUAAUCGUGGCUUUGCUGGAAUUAAUGCUGCAAUCAUUGGAAAUGGAACCUACUUUGCCGUUAAUGCCAAUUACUCCGCUCAGGAUAUUUACUCAAAACCAGAUACGAGUGGCCGAAAAUACAUGUACCUGGCUCGGGUCCUCACAGGGGAGUUCUGUGUUGGGAGCAGAGGGCUGGUCACUCCACCUCCAAAACACUCAGCAGAUCCUACCAACCUGUACGACAGCGUAGUCGAUGAUGAGAAUUCUCCAAAGAUGUUUGUCAUAUUUAAUGACAUUCAGGCAUAUCCAGAAUACCUUAUUACUUUCAGACAGUAGAAUACUCUUCAUAGUCUAAAAAAUGCUGGUGCCUUUUCUAUAUAAAAUGUAGCAGGCAUUUCUUGAUUGCUGUUUACUCUUAGGUCUCUUAAGUGCUUUUUUAAUCUAUUCAGGUGCUUAAAUAAGUCUUCAUAGUCACCAAGGCCCGGAUAAGCAAUUAUUUCAGAAUGCAUUGUUUUAAUACUCACAUUUCAAAUUCAGUUCUGUAGAGGUGUAGCAAGAGCUUGAGAACAGGAUUAACUUCCUCCCAAGCAAGGCAGAUGGGAACUGAUAGGAGCGGGAGCUGCUGUGCCAUACCUGUUGCCAUCUGACUUUAGAUUUGCUAUAAGAGGUUUUCAAGGAAAGGGCAAACGUGGCACUGAAGGGCACGGUGGCGUUGAGUUGAUGAUUGGACUAGAUGAUCUUAGAGGUCUUUUCCAGCCUUAAUGUCUGUGUGAUUCUAUGCAUUAUGUAAGUUCAGAUGCCACGGACACAGUUAUUGCUUCUGAGUUCUUAGGAUAGUAAAGAGCGAUUAAUUUCUGCUGGAUGAAAUGGAAACAUAACCUUUCUCCUUAACUCUUUGGACAGAGUAGUCUAUAGGGACACUUUCAAUCAGUAUGGGCACACAUUCUAGGGACGCAUAGAUACAUAUUGUAGGUAAACCAUUCAAAAACACUUCAUGUUCCGUAAAGCAAAUAAAAAUAAUGGUAUAUGUACCCUUGAACAUAUGCAGGUUAUGUGCUUAGAGUGAUCACCUUGCAACUGUCAAUUAAAAGCCCUGUGUGUUUCAUUUUAUUAAAAGAAGUUACAAGUA